AUGGGCGACGGCGCGGCGGCGGCGCGGCCCAACAGGCAGCCCAGGACGCAGAGCGCCCGCAGGGGGCCGGCGAGCGCGCCCCGGGCCGCUCGCGCCUCGGUCAUUGCGCUCCCGGGCCCCGCGCGUCGCCCGGGGGUCGCUGGCUCGGUGCGUGUGGCCGCGUCGCCGCCUGGCUGGCGCCUGCUCCGCCGCGCAGCCUGCCGCUCCGAGGGGCCGCUCGACUCGGUCGCCUCGGCUUUGCCCGGCUCAGCGGCGCAUGGUCCGGCCCCCGCGCCCCUGCCCGCGCCGCCGCCGCCUGUUCUCGCCGGGGCUGGCAGUCCCUUUGUAUGUUUAAAGCCCCAGAUGCGCAGCCUCCAGCCACCGCCGGAGGAAGUCUGGAUGCAGCGGAAACAAGGGAGGGCGGCCGCCAGAUGUGGCCGGCUGGGCUGGGAGGGCGCUGGCAGUGCGAGGAGGGAGGGGGGGCGCACUCAGGCCCGCCCCUCUCCGCCCCACUCCCCCACUCGCCCUCCUCCUCUUUUCUCCUCUCUUUUCCUUUCUCCGCCUCUUUCCAGCCUCCCCCCGCCCCGCCGCCAGCUGCUCCAGGCCUCUGCGUGCACCAUCGGUGCGCGACCUCUCUACCUCCACCCCCCAGUCCGGGCACAAAGCCUAAGGACCCCCUACGGGAAACAUCUGGGGCGACCACUCCAGACGCCUGACGUCCUGAGAGACACACAGCGAGAACUCCCUGGGACCACAGAGGCAGAGACCAGAUGGAGGCAGCUACACGACAAGGAACGAACGCUGCGGAUUGUCAGGGGCACCAGAAGCUGGAAGAGGAAAGCUUUAAUGAACACCGUCCUGUCCUUGGGCACAGCUGCAUCAAGAUAAAGUUUGUACUGAUGAGGAAGGAAGCGGACAAGGUGAGGCCCCAAGCAUAAGAAGAUGCACCAGGGGCGGUAGUGGCAUCCGUGGCUUCCCAGGACCCUGCCCUCCCGCUCGUGUAGCUGCCCCUUAAUUGUCCUCUGGGGAGCCUCCUCUCCCCAGCUCUUGGUCCCUGAGGUUCAGGGGAUGUGACCUGCCUUCUGGCUCCUUGCUCCAUGUGACCCAAGCCUGGCUAAGAAGCGGAUCCAGUGCUGCUGGCUAGGUGACGGUUCAGAGAUGGGCUGGUGAGUCCAUGGGAGCCAGUGAAAAUCAAUGCCGAGACUUUCGCUGGGGGGUCUGGGACGCAGCCGUCACUGUCAGCUAUAAACGAAGUCAGUGGAGUUGCCCUUAAGGGCAGAGGCUUCCUGAGAUGAAGCGACACCAAGAAGAGCAGAAAGGGCGACACUCAGCUCCUACGAGGGCAGCUGAAUUCCUGGAUCCAGCCCUGCCUGCAGCCAGAGUAUCCUUGUCACCCACUGAUUGCCCCAGGAGCUCAAGGAUGGGUUCGGAAGCAUUUAACUGUUUUUCCAAAUUGUUCUUUCUCCUUUUGUCAUGUUAAGGAAUGCAACCACCAACCACCCUGAAUCAGACCAGCCUCAGCACGAGAGCUCCACCCAUGACCUUGGCCUUAUUUUUAACGCUGAGAUCCUUCCAGGAGGAGCUUAGGCCUUAUUACUGUCACCUGCAGAGGAUGUGGAAGCGAAUGCCUGCCUCUCCCUUUGGAAUAUUCAUUCCCCAUCUGAAAUAAAUGUCCCUGCUUCCCUUUGUUGGGGGACACCGUGACUCUGGAAAUGAUUCUUCCUGGUCCCCUAUUUGCCACAAAUACACUUCACUUGGUGAGACAACCUCUUCUGGUGGACUGUCUGAUUUCACUCGCGAGGAGCGAAGCCGCCUUGGUUUCGGUAACAUCCUGAGCUUUUUAGUUUGCGAGCCAAUACAUCCCCUCCUCCCAACUCUGUGUUUUGUUUGUCUUGCUCAAGCCUGUUUGGCUUGAAUUUCUGUCACCUGCAACCUGAGCCUCCAGCCUGAUGUGGUGAAAGACGCAGCUGAGAAGCCAGGACCAGUCAGCCUCUGCUGAGGGCAUGCCCUCCCUCGAGUAGUCUCUGCCUCACGUCUCACGGAGCCCUGAGGAGCACUCGGGGGGGCACACAUGUGCCAGCACUCAGAGUCCCAGAGGAGCAGAGGUGGGA
Messenger RNA from Equus quagga, 2090 nucleotides. RefSeq names its product translation initiation factor IF-2-like. Lineage: Eukaryota; Metazoa; Chordata; Mammalia; Perissodactyla; Equidae. The coding region runs from base 1 to 867 and encodes 288 amino acids. The transcript has 3 exons. The record is from RefSeq and is a predicted model, not a curated record.